Nematocida parisii ERTm1 is the source of this 918-nucleotide messenger RNA. RefSeq lists its product as uncharacterized. The record is from RefSeq and is a predicted model, not a curated record. The transcript has a single exon. Lineage: Eukaryota; Fungi; Microsporidia. The coding region runs from base 1 to 918 and encodes 305 amino acids.
AUGACUGAGUUUAUAGGAUUUGGAAAAGUCUUGAGAAGAUGCAAGUUAGAUGGAAUAAUUGGCCUGGUGGUUGGAUCCCCAUCACAGCUAGAAAUAAGAAAUACUCGAGCAAUGGAAAUUUUGAGGGGGAUGAUGAAGCAACCAGAGAAUUCUGGCUUAACCACUUAUAUGCAAAUAGAGUGGGAAUUUUUAAAAGCGAGAGAAAAGUAUUUGAAGACUGGCAAGUUGAAGUCAUCUCUUCUAAAGCGGGCACUUCAUAUUGCAAAGGAUAAGUGUGGAGGAGACAGUGAUUUUGUUCAGUUUAUAGAUUUACGCUGCAAGGCAUAUACUGCCUAUGCCAAUGUAAAAACUGACAAAGAAAUAAUUAAGCAAAUGAAUGAGAUUGUAGAAAAGGUUUCAAUAAAGCCAGUGAGAAACACACUUUUAACAGAAAUGGCACCAUCUGCAGAGUAUUCAUACACGUUUGAAGGUGUUCCUUUAGUGUUCCAUGAUGAGGAUAUUAUGAAGCAGUUUAAAGAGAUGAACUACAAGAACGUUAUUAGAAAAUUACGGGGUAAAAGUGAUUUUGACUCAAUGAUUGUAGCUGCAGUUGCGAGAGUAGAGAAGUUCAGAGAUGGAAUGCAGAGACUAGAAAAACAAAAUGACAAAACAUCAAAGAAAACCUUGCUAAGGUACAUGUCCCAAUGGAAUUCUAUAUACACUACAACUAUUGACUUGUUUUCUGCCAAUUAUAUGGAUGAAGAUUAUCUGCAUAAAAUCAACAAGGAGAUAUCUUACAUCCCGCAGAACAGCUCCAUUUUAUUCCAUCCUGUUACAUAUGACAUCUCUUCUCUAUAUGUAGAUAUGCCACAAGAAACUCCCACACGCUCUGCUGGCCUGUCUGGUAUGCUGAGCAGAAUGAGUCUCUUUAGGCGCUAG